UUGCAGCCCUGCCAAGUGGGGUUACAUUCCCUUCCCCCAAGUCAAUAUCGCUGCUUAAGAGGAUUCAAGCACUUCCUCUUUUCGGGAGGACCCCUACGUCGAUGAUAUCAGAUGAGAAGCUAGUGCUCCAUCACAUCGUCCAAGACCCCACCGGGCCGUGUGGGGUUGCGAUAAUUUUUUUGACUAGGCGGGUCCGUCAAAGGGUUUGGUCAUACCACAGUUAACCUCUUUGUCGAAGUCAGCCGCUCAGCUCGCUCUACGAGCGUCGUAGGCUUCUCCCGGUGGGGGCCAUAUCAGCAAUGGAGGGAGUCCAUCUAUCGAGUUGUUGGCCAACCUACUGGAGGUGGUACCUCUGAUCAAGCACCGCUUAUCGAAGUCAGAUGUGGUUGGUCCUUCAACGACGAUACGCGCGAGGAACCUAUAUCCUAGAUGGAGGAUGAUGCCGAGCCAUCUUUGAGUAACACACCUUCUGAUCCCCUUCCCAUAAUGGGAGUGGAUGGUGUAGAGGACUAGAGCUCGAUCUUGGCUCUCGACACCGUAGGGGGUUCAGAUGGAAAAAAAGCUAGGCUAAGGCAAGAUGGCUUAGCUGGAGGAGGUCAUGCUAUUGUGAUUCAAGUCCACAAUGAUCCUCCUACCUGCUCUUCCACGGUUCACGUUAAGGAGACCGGGUGUGCAUGCCUUUCAAUUCCUGCUUCAACCUCCCCACCGAACCUUCUCUCCUCAAUCCCUAUGGUUUCAUCGGAAACGUCCAGAAGUCGAUUGGGGUCAUGGCUAGAUGACUCUUCAUCCACAGGUAGGUAUUGGGCACCUUCAGUAUGUGAAACGAGUGUUUGGACGAGGCUUUUGAGGCGGUCACAGUCAGUUUUGUUCCUCUCUACCUUUCUUGUCUCUUUUGGUUCGGGUUUGACGCCUUUCCCGUGUGAUAUUUUUCAACUAGUUGGGCGCUUCCACACCCUAUCGUUGGCCUUUCAAGAUGAGCUGGAGGAUGGGAGACUGUGGGAGCAGGACCAUCAGGUAAACUCCAACGCCUUCGUGACCAAAUGAGGGAUGCUGGUUACGUUAUCGUGACGCACGUUCAAGCUGAGCGGCUUCGGGUAAAAAUGGCAGGUGCUCGGGAGGAUGCUUCAAAGGUGGAGGAAAGAGUGGCCCUUCUUCGUACUGAGCUGGUCUGCACACAACGUCGAGAGGCUACGGUCGAGUCCUACGUAAGUGGAAUCGAAAAGGACUUGGAGAUGGCGAAAGCUGAAGCAUUCGUUUGCGAUGCCAGGAUCGCUGAACUUGAGUCACGUCUCCUAGACGCUGAAGAUAGGCUUUUCAAGGCCGAGGAAGGGGAUCCCCUAGCAGAGUCUGACCUUGUGAAGUCAAAAGAAGCUGAAGGUACGACCCUAGACUCCCUAGGGCGAGAGUCUGCUUCGGCCACCAGCCUUAAGAUUGCAUUGGAGAAGUUGCGAUCCGAGCACGCCACUACUCUAGCAACCACCGAAAGCUCCCUUAUUCACUUCCAGGAAGGGUUGCGGUCGGCUAGAGCUUCUAGAGUCCCAUUUUCGUGGUUCUGCUGCCUUUCACUUACUAGAGAAGGAAAUUCAGCAGGUGGGGGUUGAU
Molecule: messenger RNA, 1602 nt
Organism: Momordica charantia (bitter melon)
Lineage: Eukaryota; Viridiplantae; Streptophyta; Magnoliopsida; Cucurbitales; Cucurbitaceae
Source: RefSeq, a predicted model, not a curated record